This is a messenger RNA of Anopheles aquasalis, 3011 nucleotides long. RefSeq names its product armadillo repeat-containing protein 2-like. The record is from RefSeq and is a predicted model, not a curated record. Lineage: Eukaryota; Metazoa; Arthropoda; Insecta; Diptera; Culicidae. Gene Ontology annotation, biological process: cilium organization.
AUGAAAAAAAAAGCCAUCUUCGUACAAGAGGAUCGGACAGGCUAAUGCGUAAAACCAGUGCAGAAAUAGUCAGUGAAGCAAAAAAUAUGCUAGUGGGAGCAUGUGGAACAAGACUUGUGUCGGCCCGGCGACCAAUUACACCGCGCGAUCCUAGAAGGCAGCUUUACGGGCGAAUCGCCCCACCGGAACGCCCCCCCAGUGCCAUCAAUUUAAAAUACCUCCAGCAGCCGUUACCUGCACUAGAACCUAUCGUUACGAGUGCGCCUACAACGAAUGUUGUUCGCUUUGAUGGACUGGUGGAUUGUUCAAAGGGUAAUUGUGGUGGACUGGUCCGAGCAACUUCGAUGAAUGGGAGAGAAAAGCUUCCAGCUAUCAGUAAUAUGGUUGUUUCACAAGUUUCUUUGGAAAACAUCGCCUCUUUAAAAAAGGAUCAGGUUGAUGAGAAAACGGCAAAGGUAAUCGAUUUUCAACAAAUGGUACAAACUAAUAAUACAGCCAGCAUCGUGAAGAAUCAUCCGUUGAAAAGAAUUCAGCUGAAAUCGACCGAUGAUCAUGUUCAAUCAACCGACGCAGCUGGGCAUCGUGGUUUCGAGCAAUCCAAGUCACUAAGUAAGCAAAACAAUGAACUGCUCAUACCUUCCUCAACCGAAUCUCUUCUGGAAAUGUUGAAGAGUUACGCUGGACUAAAGGAAUGCAACGACACUACAGAUGCGCAAAUCAAUGCGAUAUUGAAUGAGCUGUUUACAAGAGUCAAAGGAUCAAAAGGAGCUUGGCGUGGAGCGGUUUUGGGUGUCCUCUAUGGUUUGGUAGAAGCUGCAUCACCCAACAUUUUGCUCUCAGUCGCAUGCAUUGUACUGGCGAUGAAUGUUACCGGAAGCAACCUCACUGGCGCAUGCAAACUAGUCUUUAAAAUUGCCCGUAAUGAGCACAACGAUGCCUUGUUUAUGGAGAGCGACGUACCAGAACUAUUGGUGGAUGGGCUCGGACGAGCGUCUCCAAUAGAUGACCCAGAAGCAUGCAUUUAUGGAUAUGGCGCGGUUCGUUUUCUUGCUGGAGCAGCUAAUGAAGAUUCCGAUGGCCAACACUAUUCUUCGCAGUUCUUAGCUAAGCGUAUGGUUGAUCAUGGUCUUUGUCAGCUUAUGGUGUUACAUUUAAAAAUGAUAAAUGAUUUCGCCUCUUCCAAAAGCAUUACUGGACCAGCAUUGCAUGCGCUAUUUCAGCUAUCGUGUGCAUUGCGCACCGUUUUAUCUCACGUACACGACCGACUUUCUUCCCCAGAAUUCAAAGUAAAGGGAGGAUUAGAGCUAACACAAAUCGAUCAGUCCGUGUCAUUGCUAGUGCGCGCUGCUGAGAUUUGCAUUAGUGAGACGGAAGUGCAAGCGAAUAUCAUUCGUACACUAAGCGUUUUGUCGGAGCGCCCCGACUGCUGCGAGCGUCUUGCAGAAACAGCCCCCCGUCUGGGUAUUUUGUUGGGCUCGGUAACGCAAACGAGCUCGUCAGUAGAAAGAGAGCUUGUUUCUUCUAAUCGGUUAGGGUACAUUCUUGGGAACAUAAUGGCUCGUUGCGAUGUGGCCCGUGUACAAUUUUACAACUGUGAUGUUUCAUGUGAUGCAUUGAUAGCGGCAUUAGAAUAUUAUGCGACAAAGCGUUUCACAAUCCGCAAUCAAAUGGGCGAUUCCAUCGUAGACGUGUUGACUAAACUUGUAAGAAUUGUGGCGAACAUGUGCGUGAACGGUCUUGUAGGAUAUGGAAUGAGCAAUCGGCAAUCAUUAGGAGGAAUACUGCUCAAAUUGUUACUUGCCGCCAUCAAUCCAAAGGCAAGUGGAAUGAUCAAUAAAUCGGAAUUAGAAGAACUGCUCUUCGCUACCCUUGGAGCUUUACACAACUUGUCUUAUUAUUAUGAAUUGAACGAGCCGCAUGAAGCUGCCCCGAAUACCGGAAGUAUUGGUCAAAACUGGAAAGCUAUCUGUGGUGCGUUAUGUCGUAUUCUAAAUAGUGACCACAACCCGACCAGAUCGGAAGUUGCCCGCGUUUUAGGCAAUAUGACGAGGAACAGUGUAAUACGGGAAGCAUUUUACGAGGAGAAUGGACUGUUGAUAUUGAAACGAUGUAUCAGCUCGAACGACGAUGAGCUCAUAGUAACUGCAUGUGGCGUUUUGGUGAAUGUACUAGGUGACUGGACUCGAAGAGUGCCGUUUCAGGAGCUCGAUGGUCCCUUGAUGCUGAGACAAAUCUUACAUCGCGGUGUAACUAAACGUGACUGGAUUAUGGCUGGCAUCACUUGCCAAGCAAUCUGGAACUAUCUUAUCGACGCCGGGGACAUUCUGCAGACAUUGAGCCAAGCUAGCAUUGAUUAUAUAUGCGAAGAUCUAGCAGAGACACUAGACGAAGAAACUCUAUUCAAUGGAAACAAACCUGAUGCUUUCUGGGAAGAAUUUGCGCCAGUCGCGGCCGAUCUGUUGGAACGAUUACAAUUUGGGAUAUCUGGAAGGAGCUCCACUGGUGAAACAUCGGAGGAUGAGCCAACCGAUCGCGACAAUUUUCAAGAGAAAUGAUAACGUAUGGUAGUAGAAUAAAUUUAAUUACUUCGGUAAGAGAAAGACGAUUCAAACCACAUUUUGAUUCUCAUUUUUACAUAUUGUUAACGAGGUGGUUUUUAUUAGAAUCGAACUAAAGUUUGCCUUGGAGGUAGAAAAACUGUGCAGAAACUAAACAAAUGCAUCUUUAUAUACUACUUUUUUUGCAUGUUAUCUCGAACAUUUUUCUUCCAAUUCACGUUUUUCGGUGGUUCAUAUAUUUUUUUCUGACUAUGGAGGUCGUGUUACGUAACUUUAAGCAAUAGAUUAAGGAUUGUUCAUUCGUAAGUAGAGGAUAGAGGAUUUGUUGUUCGUAUGUACUUAACAAAAAAUAAUAACUUGAGCAGUGUUUACCAAAACACUAAACUUAAAAUUCUUAGGCAAGUUUUAAAUAACAUUAAAUUUUAAUAAACAACCAUUCAAUAUAAUCCAUUG